GUACAUAUUUGCAUGUCGACUGGACGAGUAUGAGCAUGUGUCCAGUUACCAGCAGCUUAACUACAAAAAGUCUUUGUCCUCUUCUGUCCUGAUUUUUUCAAAUCACUUUCGUUACUCCAGUGCAUAGUACGCAUUUACUUGUUGAAUCCCAUCCUGCACUUUCAUCAUCUUCUUCGUCUCUUCCGGUAUAUUGAAUCCUUGGUUUUGUGGGUUACGAUUAGUUUUUUGCGUGUAAACAAAUACAGAUUAGAGCUUAUCAAUCUGUGGACGGAGGAGAGCUUGCGGUUUCAUAAAAGCUCUCUCAAGAAGUUCAAUAUUGACACAAAUUCACGAACCCUUGUCCCACAAAUAAAAAUGCUGCAAUGAUAAUGAAACUUGUGUGGUCCACGCGCAGCAGUGGUUGUUGUCAAAAAUUCUCAUUUGUGGUAGGAAUCGAAACGAUAAAGACGACUCCUCCAGAAUAAGAAGAAGACAAGAAGGGCUUGAUGAUAGACGAGCUGUAUUCCAAAUCAGUUGGUGUCAGUUGAAGAACACAGAGCAUCACAAUGAUAACGUCCGUGUACCUCUUCCUCCUCCCACUUUUCGCCAUCAGCACCGCGUCGUCCCCCUUUCACGACGACCUUCCCACCCUCAAAGGCAAAGUCGUGACGGGCAUCUACUCCGAGGAAUCCCCCCUCCAAACCCUCCUCUACGAAAAAGUAGUCCCCCUCGUCUUCGAAUUCCGUCUCCGUUCCGACCUCUGGUCCAAUCUCCCCGUCGGUUUCAACAAGUUCAAAAUCCUUCCCCGUCUCAACUGCAGGUCCGACAAUAAAUCCGCUACCACCUCCACGACCGAUUGGCUCUUCACCUGCCCCGUCUUCUUCCACGUGCACGAAUUCCUCAAACAGUACAAAGCCAACUAUACCGAUAUCCACCCCGCCUUCCGAGCCGGACUGCGACAAGCAACCACCGGACAACAGCUUCCCCAAGACUACCAAAAAUUCUCGCACCACGCUUCCCUCCACUUCGAGGACUGCGAACAGAUCAUUGCCCGCUCGUGGAAGGGCAUUUACGGGCGUGACAUGGGUCUCGCCGAGUAUCGCGUCCUCCUCGAAAAGUGCAACACCCUCCCGUCCUACUUCGAGGAGCAGAUCACCGACUACACGUCCGACCCGGGGACGCUCUUUGACGCCAUGAAGGACAACUUCAUGGCGCCGGAUCCCGAUUCGGGUGAAAUGAUUAACAACCUCCUCGCCCUCCAGGGUCUCCACCUGAUCAACACUUUCUCCGAAAUUACCCGGUUACGAGAGGCACUCCUUUCCUGUCAGAAUCACGUCCUGCCCUACUCCUUCCUUAAAGUGGGCAGGUUGGACAAAGCCUUGCAGGAACUCAGGUUGAAACUCAUCCCGCAAAAGUACACCCUUCCAACGGGGCUGACCAUCUCCAAGCUGCUCAAACUGCCCGUGGCCGACUGCAUCUUUGGUCCCACGACGAUGGUCGUGCAGCUACUUCUUCCCGUCCUCCGGGUGGAGAGGAGCUACAGCCUGAUGCGGUUUACCUACCCCACGUUCCUUUAUGAGGACCAGUUGUGCGGGGUCAAGAGCGUCUCUGACCUCCCGAGACACGCGCAACCAGAAUACUUUCACUUUGACCGGGCAUCGAGAACCUUGAUGGAGGCGAGCCGUCCUGCAGGUGACCUUUGUCACAUGCCCGAUUCUUCGCAGCGCCCGCUCGUCAAUCGCUGCAUUUUCGAGCUCUUGAACGCCUCCUUUGAAGCGAUCCGAGUCCGAGAGUUUUGUUCCCUUCAUUGUGACCCGCUUCCGCCGGAAUACGGGAGAAAAACGCUGCCCUUGAUUCAACGCGUUUCUCCGACCAGAUUUGUCAUCGCGGUUAAUCGCAUUACUUCAAUACUGAUAAAAUGUGAAGGAAAACCGGACGAGAUGAUUACACCGCAAAUUUAUGGCAGUGUGGAGGUCACGCUUCCCUGCAAUUGUUAUCUGACUUAUCACGAUGAUAAGUUCUAUGCUAGAGCCCCGUGUGGAAACAGCCUUUUUGUCCAGCACGUGAUUCCGGAUCACAUGGUCAACUCGAGCUGGAAUCAGGAGGGGAAAUACUUUCUGGCCGAGCCGACGACGAAGGUCAAUUUCUCGUUGUUUUCUCCGGAGGACACAGUCUCUCUCGUGGACUUGGAAAGUAUUAGUUCUUCUGCGGAACGGGGGGAAAGUUUGACGCUGUCAUCCCCAAAAGUAGAGGGUGACGAUGGGAGUGGUGGGAAUAAUACUGACGACGCUUGCUAUUCGGGUCACAUGUAUCUCUGGGCCUUCGUCACGGCACAAACGAUCGUCCUCUGUGUCCUCAUGUCAUUUCUGAUCGUAAAAUUCAACUCGUUAUCGAAACAGUAUGAGUAUGGAAGGGGUGCGGUGAGCUUCAGCGUGUCGCAAAUUACCAAUUUAGACGAGAACAAGUAGUAGAUAGAAAUGUCGAUGUGCAGGGGUUGACAAAAUACAAAUGAAAAUAAAUACAGUAUUUUGAGCUUCGUUCUUCCCAGGGUUUGGAUUUCCAGGGCUGUUACAUCCACAAAAAGACGAAAAUCUACGUGGAGAAGAUAACGGUCAUAUGAAAAUAAAGGUUUUGUGAAGAAAUCAGCUUUUUAUCGCUGUCAAAAUACUGUUUUCGCGAUUUAUAAAUAAAGUAUUUUGACAGCGAUAAAAGGUUAUUUUCCUCACAAGCCUUGAGAAGACCGGAGCUCAAAAUCCCGUAUUUUGACAAAGUAUUCUGUCCAUCUCGGUGAAAUAGUGAUACUUUCGUAAAUAGUUCUAACUUUGUAAAUAUUAAAUGCAACGAUAAAUGCAAAUAAAUUAACAUAUGUACAUA
Messenger RNA from Folsomia candida, 2853 nucleotides. RefSeq lists its product as uncharacterized. The record is from RefSeq and is a predicted model, not a curated record. The transcript is spliced from 2 exons. Lineage: Eukaryota; Metazoa; Arthropoda; Collembola; Entomobryomorpha; Isotomidae. The coding region runs from base 546 to 2447 and encodes 633 amino acids.